Messenger RNA from Dendronephthya gigantea, 2791 nucleotides. RefSeq lists its product as uncharacterized. Lineage: Eukaryota; Metazoa; Cnidaria; Anthozoa; Malacalcyonacea; Nephtheidae. The coding region runs from base 441 to 2456 and encodes 671 amino acids. The transcript has 2 exons. Gene Ontology annotation, biological process: DNA integration. Gene Ontology annotation, molecular function: nucleic acid binding. The record is from RefSeq and is a predicted model, not a curated record.
UCGAACAUGAACCAGAAAAGAAAAUUCUCGGGGUCAAAUGGAACACUGAAACAGACGAACUUACAUUCGCAGUUGCACCUGUUGAAGAUGUAACCUACACACGACGAGGACUCCUCAGUAAGUUAGCCGGUGUAUUUGACCCCCUUGGGUUAGCUUCGCCAUUCAUCAUCAAGGCAAAGAUCCUAACACAACAGUUGUGUCUACUCGGCCUCGAUUGGGAUGACCCCAUUCCUAAUUCCCACCUGACCAAAUGGAAAACUUGGUUGCAAAGACUGCCGGAGCUAGAGCGAGUGAGUGUACCACGAUGCAUACAACCUAAGAAGAAAAACGUGAUUGAAUCAGAGCUUCAUACGUUUUGUGAUGCCUCGGAGGAAGCCUUUGCAACCGUGGUCUACUUGAGAAGCAUUUACGACGAUGACGACAUACGGUGCUCCUUCCUGAUGGCCAAAACAAAAGUAGCUCCAAAGAAAGCUUUGAGUGUAGCAAGACUUGAAUUGCAAGCUGCUCUUCUAGGUGCCCGCCUGGCAAAUUAUGUUAAAGAAGCUAUGACACGACACAUCGAUCGCGUCUUCUUUUGGACGGACAGUAAAUGUGCUAUCGGUUGGAUACGGUCUACCGCAGUCUGGUACAAACCAUUCAUUGCGCACCGAGUUGGUGAGAUCCAAACCCUGACAGACCCGAAGUCUUGGCGCCACGUACCUGGCAAACUGAAUGUGAGCGAUUGUGCUACCCGUUCGAGAUUCGAUGAGCGAUCGGAAUUGAUCCCUGUUCGUUGGUUCACAGCUCCAGAUUUCCUUUAUCAAGGUGAAGAUAAUUGGCCAAAGGAAAUUCCUGUUGAGGAACUACAGCAACACGAAGAAAUCAAACCAAGCAAAGUAUUCGUUGCCAAAUCCAAUCCUGAGCGUGUUCCCGUCUAUGCUGACGUCGAUUUAGAACGACUUUCUUCUUUGUGGAAAGCACAGCGAGUGGCAGCACAAGUUCAUCGCUUUUUCAAUAUAUGUAAAGGAAAGAAACAGCAGAGUGGUGUCCUAACUGUAGAGGAAUUACGAGUCGGACUGACCGCCCUAGUACGGCAAUGUCAACGAGAAGCAUUCCCCGACGAGCUCCAAUCCUUGAAAAGAACCAAAAGUGUCAGCAAACGAUCGAAGUUGUUAUCAUUUACUCCCUACCUUGACGAAAGUAACGUAAUCCGCGUUGGAGGAAGACUUGACCGUGCUCGAUUACCCUACGAAAUACGACACCCGAUCCUCUUGCCUCAGAAACACCGUUUGACCGAACUGAUUGUCCAGAGCUAUCAUCGUUCAGAAAACCACGGAGGAACUGAUCACGUUUUGGCUGCAGUUCGUCAAAAGUUCUGGAUAAUUCGUGGACGACAGGAAGUCAAGAGUUUCAAAAGAAAGUGCACCGAGUGUAAGAAAGAACGAGCGAAGCCUGGCAGUCAGCUUCUAAGUGAACUUCCUAUUGAAAGAAUAACUGCCAUGCAACCAGCAUUUUACCAUACUUCUGUGGACUAUUUCGGGCCAAUCGAAGUUAAGUUGACUCGCAACACGACGGCGAAAAGAUACGGCGCCCUGUUUACAUGCAUGACGACCCGAUGUGUUCAUUUGGAAGUCGCAGAAUCGUUGUCCACCCCUGAUUUUCUGCAAGUCCUUCAUAAUAUGAUUGCGAGACGCGGAGAGCCAAGAACCAUCUACAGUGACAAUGGCACAAACUUCGUCGGCGCAGUAUCUGAAUUGAAAUCGCUGGUCAGAGAAUUGAAUCAUAGUGAAGAACUCCAAAACCGCCUAGCUAGAAUUGGAGAAGGGAUCACCUGGAAGUUUCAGCCACCCGCAAGUCCUCACUGGGGAGGAGUACACGAGAGUUUAGUUAAGUCAGUCAAGACAGCACUUAACCGUACCCUGAAUCCAAAAGGAGGACCGAAGAUAAGUAACCCUACAGAUUUGCAGUUGUCUGCCCUAUUUGCGGAAGUCGAGCGAUUCGUCAAUUCACGACCGAUAACCUACGUCAGCAACGACCCUGAAGACAUAGAGGCUUUGACACCUUACCACUUUUGGUUACACCGACGCUCGCCAGUUGUCCCACUCGGAGAGUAUAGCCGACCAAACUUGCAAGAUCGUUUCAAACGGACUCAGCACUUAGCAAAUCUCGUGUGGCAGCAGUGGGUGAAGCUCUACCUACCUAACCUCAUCUCUCGGAAGAAGUGGCGUAAAGAGGAAAGGAACAUUUCAGUUAAUGACGUUGUUCUUAUAGCCGAUCCGGGUGUUUUACGUGGUGAGUGGAAGUUAGGACGAGUCGUUGAAACAUGCCCUGGAAAAGACGGACGAGUUCGAGCUGCUAAAGUGAAGACCAACAAUGGCGUUUACACUAGACCUGUUACAAAAUUAUGUCUUCUCGAACAGGACUGCGGGUACGAUCGUCGCCCCGAAGAAAUCGAGACGAACGAUGGGGAGGAGUGAUGGACAGGCGUUCGGAAACUCUAUAUGAAGUACGUGCUUACCAUAUCGCAGGCUCUAGAAAAACAACGUGGGUUGUAACGUUUUGCUUUGAAAAUUGAGUUGUGGUAAAAGAAUUUGGACAAUUUGAACGUUUUCUGAUGGACAUCCUUUGUUAUUAGACUGUUUUCGGUAUCGUUCUGUUAUUUGGCUUGAACUGAAGAAGAUUUGACUGUGUUUGAACGCGUGAAAAUAAAACCGUUCGUUAUUCUGUGUGUACUUCAUGUAACAUUGCACAUAAUUGCAAAAUAUCGAAGGCGCUUGGGUUGGUCGUCAACUAAACAUUGAAACGAGGCCUA